Messenger RNA from Aspergillus calidoustus, 711 nucleotides. NCBI's taxonomy places the organism in Eukaryota, Fungi, Ascomycota, Eurotiomycetes, Eurotiales, Aspergillaceae. The record is from the annotation of a GenBank genome assembly.
AUGCAUCGUCCAUCCGCCCUUCUCACCCUCACGAGCGCUGCCCUAGCGGCGGCCCAGGGCUACUCGACCGAGUGCUCAGACAUCACCCUGAACGGCGAUUGGCUCGUCGCUACGUGUCCCACGGGCAAUGGCGAUGAAAUCGCCAGUAGUGUCUACUUGCCCAGCAAGAUCGGCAACAACAACGGAAAUCUAGAGUGGUCUACAGGCGGCGCAUACCACCAGUCCUGCGAAGACUGCGCUCUCUCGGAUGCCGCAAACCUGUCGUGCAGUUGUCGAAUUGCAUCCCUGCCCAGGUACCAAGAGACUAGCAUAAACCUCGAAACCUACAUAGCAAACUACGAAGGCCACCUCCUCUCAAACCAAACCGGCCCCAUCACAACUAUCCCAGAGGACUCUACAGUCCCCGUGCCCUCGGACUUUGACGUCCUGGUGAAACUUGGCGGGCUAAACAACACCUGCACUUCUCUCGGCGCAACACUGGGCUACCAACUGCUCACCGACUGCUACUAUCUGAACCUGGGUGGUGACAUCACCUGGCCGACUGCGACCUCGGAGAACAACAACGGGUGGGAGAUUAGUGCGUUUGAGGAUCGUGAGUGUGCGGGCGAGCCCGAGGUUGUAUUUACACAGGAGAAUCAGGGCGAGUGCUUUAACCCGGAUCCGGCUGUUAGGGCUUUCUCGUGGAAGCCGUUGUGGAAUGCGGAUUAUUAG